Messenger RNA from Scomber scombrus (Atlantic mackerel), 772 nucleotides. RefSeq names its product SNU13 homolog, small nuclear ribonucleoprotein b (U4/U6.U5) (gene snu13b). Gene Ontology annotation, biological process: mRNA splicing, via spliceosome; maturation of SSU-rRNA; ribosome biogenesis. The transcript has 3 exons. The record is from RefSeq and is a predicted model, not a curated record. Gene Ontology annotation, cellular component: small-subunit processome; box C/D methylation guide snoRNP complex; U4/U6 x U5 tri-snRNP complex. NCBI's taxonomy places the organism in Eukaryota, Metazoa, Chordata, Actinopteri, Scombriformes, Scombridae. The coding region runs from base 180 to 566 and encodes 128 amino acids. Gene Ontology annotation, molecular function: RNA binding.
ACGUUUUGGACCUGCUGCAUGCGACACAGCUCCUCGAGUUUGUAGCUAACGUGACUGAACUAAAAGCAAAAUUAUCCCGCGUCUUGUUCUUCCUUUUAUAUCGAGGAGACAAAAAAUAGUCCUCCGUGAAGCAUUUCGCCGAGAGGGCCGGAAUACUAGAAAAACAACUUUAAUUCACAAUGACUGAAGCUCCAGUGAACCCUAAGGCCUACCCGCUGGCCGACGCCACGCUGACCAAAACCAUCCUGGACCUGGUGCAGCAAGCUUCAAACUACAAGCAGCUCAGGAAAGGAGCUAAUGAAGCUACAAAAACCCUGAACAGAGGCAUCUCUGAGUUUAUUGUGAUGGCUGCUGAUGCUGAACCACUGGAGAUUAUCCUCCACCUGCCAUUGCUCUGCGAGGACAAGAACGUCCCAUACGUGUUUGUCCGCUCCAAGCAGGCCCUGGGCAGGGCCUGUGGGGUGUCUCGCCCCGUCAUCGCUACCUCAGUUACUAUAAAGGAGGGAUCUCAACUCAAACCGCAGAUCCAGUCUGUCCAAAUGGCUAUUGAGAGACUGCUCGUGUAAUUUUUUUUGUUUUGUUGCACUGUUGUGGCAAUGUCUUCUUUGAAGAAAGAUGAAGACAAAUUCCAGAGCAUGAAUAAUGUUUGAUUAGAAACAUUUGUUGUGCAUUACAAGGAAAUGUAUCUUUUUUUAUUUUUUAGGACAGUGAGUCCACUUCAGUGUAUCAGUUUGCCAUGGCAUCACCUGAUUCAUAAUAAAACAUUUUUUAU